GAGGAACACUAAAAAGAGGAACACUGAAGCAGGUUUAACCAAAGGAAUAGAGGAGAGUUUGGCUCAACGGUUUCAAGGUACUAUGCUAUUCUCUCGGAAUAUACAGAUGAAAAGACCUGAUCCCUGCCCACCAUUUAACCAGGAGGUGUCUGGAUGGCAGAUCAUUCAACCUUCUCUUUCUUGAGUUUUCUGCUCUGCCAUUAUCUUCCACUCAUUACUGCUUCAUUUUGUGAUUCAUUGAUAGAAAGUGAAGUGGAGUCGAUUAAAAUCCCUCCCGACACGGUACAAUUAUACACUAAGGAUUGUAAUGUAAGAAGCAUCCCAUACAAUGAAAAGGAUCGUCCAAGGCUAAGUUUAUUCAAUCUCUCCUCUAAUUGUAUCAGGACUUUGCCAAAUGACGUUCUUCCACGUCUGGAAAAGAAAUGCCUAAAAGAUCUCCCAGAAUUACUUAUUAACUAUACCCUAAAAGGAAUUACAUUUGUCUGCACCUGUGAAUUCAUUAAGGGCUCCCCCAUACCACUAAACAACACUGCUUGUGCAGAAAUGUUGAAAAGCUGUGGAAAUACAUCCGUGGCCACUUCUAUAGGAAUUUCCCUUCUUUUCCUCUUGUUGAUCUGUGGAAUUGGGUGUGUUUGGCGCUGGAAACACUGGAACCCCAUGCAAUUUACCUUACCAAGGGUCUUGCAAAGGAGAAGCAGCAGGAAAAAAGAUUAUACUAAGACACUCUCAAGUCUCCUCGCUAUCAGCUCAAGGAAUAAAAUCUCAGUGCAGAACCAAGACUGCAGAACUUCUGGGAGAGGGACUAACACACAUGACAACUAUGAAAACGUGGAACGUGGUGCCCCCAAACCUAAAGAAGAAACCGACAAAGAACUAUAUGAGAACAUUCGCCAGACCAGUUUCGAGGAGCAUAUCUAUGGAAAUGAGAUGUCAUCUCAAUAUUAUAACUUCCAGAAGCCUAGUACUUCUGAGGUCCCUCAAGAUGAAGACAUAUAUAUUCUUCCAGAUUCAUAAUGGCUUUUGAAAAUACUGGGUUUAGUUAUUAGAGGAUAAAUAUUCACUGGGACUUUUAUUUUACUGAUGUCAUUGUUAAUCACGUUCUUCAGAUGAAACUCAAUGAUCUUUUCUCUGUCUCCACCCUUCUGAACCUUCUCUUUGUGAAACACUGCAGGUUAAAUCCUCUUCACUCACCUUUCCCUAGAUUAAUUCUGCAUUAUGUUGUAUUGAUUCUUCCUUCUAAAUGUUACCUGUUACCUUUUUCUCUUAUUUCUAUCGCUGCCGUCUUUUUCUGGCUCCAGACUGUGUCAGUCUUCUAACUUGUCUUACCGGCUCCAGUUUCUACACGUUCAGUCCGUUCCCAUGAUGCUGCCAAAUUUAUCUUCAGAAAAUAUUCCCAAUGCCACACCACUCCUUUGCUUACAAUCUCUUAAUGGCUCCUCUUUGCAGAAGACAUACUACUUAAAAUUCUAACUCCAGAACUUAGGAUUUUCCACAGUUGCACACUUUUCCAGUGACUUCUACUAAUUUCUCAUGUCUCUGCUUUCAUCAGAAUCACCUGAAAACAGGCCAGACUCAUCCCUUCUCCUUGGCUUUGCUUGUCUGCCCCCUUUCAUGCCUGCCUUAGACGGCAACUUCUUCCACAAGUCUGAAUUAUUCCAAACCUACCUUUACCUUUUCCUUUUCUGAUCUCCUGUAGAUUUUGCUGCCUUUUAAUUCUCUGGGUAUUUAAACAUAUGAAUGUUUUCUAUGACAUUUUACGAUUUAUUGUUAUAUGAGAAUGUCUUAAAUUCCUUGCUAAAUAACAAGGAAGUGCCUCAUCUUCGUAUUUUAGCUCCACUGCCUAGACCAUCCUAUGAGGCAUUUGGUGUUGUUCAAUUGACAAGAAAUUAAUUUGUACCUUUUUCUCACUAGCUUUGAGAAAAAUCUAAUGAAUUCAUCCAUUCAAGAAAUAUUUUUGGAGUACCUUCUAUCUCCUUUUACUCUGCACAUGGCUGGAGUAAAACAGUAAAAAGAAAGGCAUAGGUCCUGAACGCAUAUUGUCUAGCAGGGAAGAAAAGACAAUAAAUAAACAAAUACUGUGCUGCUUCUUAAGCUAUGAUAUCUUACUCCUGAACUCAGCCUUUUAUGUGCUGCUCUGAAUUGCUCAGGCUGAGGCUCUGCAAAGCACAUUUUUCCUUUGCCGAGUGGGUCCCUAUUAGGCUCUGUUCAUAGGGUGCAGCGUGGAAGAUGGGUAGAUGAGAGGAACCAAAUGGGACUUGCUCUUUCUUGCUCUCCUUGUUUUCCCAGCCAUGCAUUUUACUCCAGCAUCACCAAUUAUUUGCAGUUUCUAGUUUUUUCCAUCAUUCCCAGAAAAGGCUUGAGUGCGCCCUGUCAGAGGUGCCAGCACCAGCCAGGUGACACCCUUCCCUUAGAAUCUGAGAAGCAGCUCCGCAGAGCCUCCUCCAAGCUCCUGAGGUACGGAUGGAAACAAAUGGGACUGUCAGAGCUCCAGACGCAGCCCCGGCGCGGGGCCAUCUCCUGGACUCACUGUCUUUGUGGCAUCUCCGGGUCCUCUUUCAUCUUCUCAAACAAGACCUUUUUGCUAAUUCUCUGUAUUAAACUCUCCCUGUUCAAACAAACUGGUAUGGUUUCUAUUUCCCCGGGUGGACCCCAAUGUACAAAUAGAAAAGGUGGAGUAGUGCUUUGAAGAAAAAUAAAUAAAAAAUCUGUUUUUGAGAGCAUGGGGGUUAGGUAGGGAAGAAUUUUAGUAGGAUGAUCAAAAGAGGCUUCUCUGAGGACACACUUAAGCUGGGCCUUGAGGAUGAAAGGAGUUAACCGGGCAAAUUCUAGAUGGGGUGGGAUGGCACCAGCAUAUGAAAAGCUUUGGCAUUUGGUUAAGACUGGGGUGGCUGCAGUGCAGAUAAAGCCAUUGACAGUGCCGCCCUAGUCUUUGGAGGAAGGGCCACAGGGCUUACUGAUAGACUCACUUUGUGUGUUCUGUAGGGGAGUGUUAAGAUUGAGGGGUUGUGGGAAACAGAGAAAUCUAGAAGAACCAUUUUAUUUCUAGCUGGAGCAUCAGGGGCAAUUUAAAGUAUUUCAAUGAAAUGAGCAAGACUUAGAGAGGAAACAGCUUUGGAGGCUGUGUCAGGAAUGACUUGGGCUGCCAGUAACAGAAAACAUGACUACUUUGGCUUAGACACAUACACUUUCAUUCAUUUCAAAUAACGUUGACAUGAAGUGAGGCAUUUGAGGGCUAGCGAACUAGUCUAACGGUACCAUCAGAGAUCCAUGUUCUUUCUCUUUCCUCUCUGCCAUCCUUAGUGCUGUAACUUUCAUCCUCAUUUGUAUUACUUCAUGAUCAUCCAGUGCUUUUGGAACCUGCAAGCCUCGUAUCUCUGUUCCAGGCCUCAAGAAGGAUGAAAGGAAAAGACAACAUCAGGAGAUAUCUAUUUAUAUGUUAUUGGCCAGAAUUGUGUUACACGGAUGCAUGGAAACCACCAGGUAUUGGAGUGGAUGGGAAGCUGAAUUGUGACCUUUGAUGGCCUCAUAGGAAAGGAGGCAAGGGAAAAAGUUGUAAAUAGAAGUUAGGUCAGUAACCUACUACCAAAGGGGCAAAAUCAAUUUUGGACAUGUUUAUUCUGACGUGUCCUGAGACCCAAGUAGAAAUAUCCAGUUUGCAGUGGUACAUACACAUUUGGAUUUUGGAGGAGAGCUCCUAACUGGAUAUGUGCUAUUGAGAGCUGUAAGCAUGUAGAUGGUAUCUACAGGAGCAGGGAUUUAUGGGAUCACAUGGAGCAAAGAGUAGAGAACCAAGAAAAAAGGAGAGGAAUCCAAAGUUCCCCUCAGACUGCAAUAUUUCAGAGAUAGAUCAGUGAGGAGAAUCUAGCAAAUGAGCCUGAGAAUGAAUGGCCAGUGGGGAGUGCCAUGAAUUCUUAUGGAAUGGUGGUUGAUAUUGUGAAAUAGACGAUAUAUUGACCCAUACAUUAUAGUUCACUUUCUAGAGAUAGGAUGAGUAUUUGAUACUUGUUUAUUCUUUUUGGCCAAAAAAGAUAGUAAAAAUCUAUGUAGAGGAAGUAUUUAGUCCAUGAUCUUUUACCCAGUUCCCAUUUUGACUUGUUUUUUGAAUUAAUUGUAAGUUCUUUAUCAGCUGAAAAUCGCUUCCUCCUUUCCUUCCUAGCACUUCUCGAUGGGGGUGGGCAAAGAGGAAUAAAGGAGAUUGUCAUUCACCUUCUCUUUUUACUCUACAUACUCUCCAUUCUUCAUCCUUUCUCCAGUUUUGAUUCCUUGUACUCUUCCUCCUUCUCUCAUUUCCCACUCCCCCCUCACUUCUCCACAACCCCCUUCUUUGCUCUCCCUCUCUCUGUCUCCUUCAAAUUUUUAUCUGCUCCUUGCAUCCUUCAUUCCAAUAUUUCUCUGCCUUCUUGAAAUCCAAAAAGUACAAAUGUUCUUGAGAGGUAAAGAUAAUAAAAUCUCUCUGCAUCUACUGAGAGCAGCAGUUUGUAUUUGUGUUAUAUUAGCAACAAAAGUGACCACUUGUACCACAAUUAAAAGAGGAAGAAUGUCAGGGAUGCGAGAAGGGAGACAGGAAUAUCAAAUAUAAUGCGUGUAGCUUUGCUGCGUACUCCUGGAAAUGUAGGCAUGUUCACAUCCUGUGACCUAUAGCUAAUCUCUGUAUGACUCCGUCGCCAACAUCCAGCAACAGCGAGCACCUGGCUUCUUCAGCUUGCUCAGCCUUCAGCUCGAAACAUUUCACUGCACAUACUUGAUGAGUUUUCACCAAUGAGUGGCAAGCUGUUGAACAAUAUUAACAUGAUAUUUUGACUUACGUUUUACUUUUGCUGCUUGGCGAACAAUAAAUAUGUCAGAGAAUCAGCUUGGCUACUUUUGUUACUGUUAAGACAAGAGGACCUCAGACCAGAACAAGGGAAAAAAAGAGACACUGCUUCUAUUUUUGAAGGUCUAAGAGUCAUUGACCAUAGUUAAGGUAUUGUGUACUAGAUUAUAAUCAUCAUCUGCUUUCUCUGCUUUGGAGUCAAGAAUAGGAAGCUUCCAGGUAGAAGGAGGCUCCUUAAAGACAUCAGAAGACUGUUGUUUGGAUUUGAAGAAUACUAUUUGAGGAAACUAAGCUCUACUGGUCUGAAGAAGUGCGGGAAAUACAGUCAUUUAAUUGAGUGUUGGCAUCAGAGUGGUGCUCACCUUAUAGAAUUCUCUGGAAGAAUUUGUAUAGAAUUGGUAUUUCUUAAGUGUUUGCAUCGGUGAGGCUCUGUGAGCCUGGAAUUUUCUUUAUGAGGAGAUUUAAAAAUAUAAAUUCAAUUUCUUUGA
Molecule: messenger RNA, 5301 nt
Organism: Ailuropoda melanoleuca (giant panda)
Lineage: Eukaryota; Metazoa; Chordata; Mammalia; Carnivora; Ursidae
Gene: GAPT
Product: GRB2 binding adaptor protein, transmembrane
Exons: 3
Coding region: 154-1014 (286 amino acids)
Biological process (GO): B cell proliferation involved in immune response; B cell homeostasis; immunoglobulin production involved in immunoglobulin-mediated immune response
Cellular component (GO): membrane
Source: RefSeq, a predicted model, not a curated record